Molecule: messenger RNA, 574 nt
Organism: Papilio machaon (common yellow swallowtail)
Lineage: Eukaryota; Metazoa; Arthropoda; Insecta; Lepidoptera; Papilionidae
Gene: CPR33
Product: endocuticle structural glycoprotein ABD-4
Exons: 4
Coding region: 49-468 (139 amino acids)
Cellular component (GO): chitin-based extracellular matrix
Molecular function (GO): structural constituent of chitin-based larval cuticle
Source: RefSeq, a predicted model, not a curated record
CAUUUGAUUGUGUUUGGACCCUUUUGUACCUUUGUCGACAGUUCGAGAAUGAUUUCUCCGAUAGCUUUCUCCGUGUUAGUUCUCGCCUUAGGAAUACAGGCAAAACCCAACUCGCAAACUGUUAUCCCUAUUCUGCGCUAUGAAUCAAAUGGACCAAAUGUCGACGGAUCAUACAAAUGGCUUUACGAAACUGGUAACCAAAUAAAUGCGGAAGAGGCUGGUUAUGUGAAGAAUUUCGGCAAAGGCGAGGGCCAAGAGGAGCAGGUCGCCAAUGGAAAGUUCAGCUACAAGGCACCUGACGGGUCUAUAAUUACACUGCAAUACGUUGCUGACGCCAAUGGCUUCCAACCAAAGGGCGACCAUUUGCCUACUCCUCCGCCGAUCCCGCCGGCGAUUCAAAAAGCUCUAGACUUAAUAAAAAAUGCGCCCGCAAAACGUAGCGGUGGUACUGGUCCCUACUAUGGUUGAAGAUUAUAGUCUGCACGUAUCAUUCGUUCUACGUCAUCACUAUCAUACAUAUAAAUAUUCAUAUUGAUACAUGUUAUUAACAUAAUUACUCCAGAUUUAAUUUAAU